Molecule: messenger RNA, 986 nt
Organism: Umbelopsis ramanniana AG
Lineage: Eukaryota; Fungi; Mucoromycota; Umbelopsidomycetes; Umbelopsidales; Umbelopsidaceae
Exons: 3
Coding region: 209-904 (231 amino acids)
Biological process (GO): regulation of transcription by RNA polymerase II
Molecular function (GO): protein dimerization activity; DNA-binding transcription factor activity, RNA polymerase II-specific; RNA polymerase II cis-regulatory region sequence-specific DNA binding
Source: RefSeq, a predicted model, not a curated record
AACAUGCUGCGGCCAACAUCGACCCAGCCAUGGUUACCAAGAUUGAACAUUCAUCCCCUCCUCAUCACUCGCCCUAUGCCGAAGGUGACCCUCUUGUAGACGGCUAUACAGGUAAAAAAAAAUUUAAGGCAGGCAGGCACCUCAGGCAAACCCAGCCAAAUUUAUUUAAAUUACCUUUCUCCCCGUAGACUACAGUUUUACUCAUGCUAUGACUGUUUCAAUGCCUGUUGCCUAUACACAACCUCCACCACCUUACCCAAUGCCGACUGCUCGAGUUUCCUAUCAUCCUUUCGUAUCGGAGAAAAUGGCGCAUCCCGGAAGUCCCGAGUCGUCGUCUACAUCUUCCACACCGCAUACACCACCUCUACGAGCUCAAGCGUCCAAUGAAAGUCUCAACCAAGCCGUUGGCUAUAGCUCCAACACAGCUGCUCGUGUCAAAGAAACCAUUGCUAAAGCUAGUGCUGUUCCAAUGGAACUAUACCACACUGAAUUUCUUACCUAUUCAAAGGAAGCUUAUGAACGUAAGAAUGACAACCGCAAAAUCAAGAGAAAGCGUGCUCAAUCCAAAGAGGAACCUAUGGCCACUGCAAAGAAAGGAAAGAAGAGGUCGACUCCCGAUGUUGACGAAGAUGAUGAGGACGAUGAAGAUGAACUUGACGAUAUGUCAAACGCAGAACUUCGUCGCCAAAUUCAUAUUCAAUCUGAGCAAAAACGUCGUGCACAAAUUAAAGAUGGUUUUGAAGAACUCAAGAAACAUUUGCCUGGUUGCCAGAACAAGAAAAUGUCCAAAGCUGCCAUGUUAACCCGAACUGUUCAACAAAUUCAACACCUGAAAAAGACGCAAAGCGAUCUGUUAGCAGAAGUCGAGCGUCUGGUUGCUGAAAACGAGAAUUUGAAGAAGUAAGUGAUCAUCGCUAUCGUUGGUCUGUAUGCCAUCCCCCCCAUUGACCCGUCCCUACUUUCUUGCUAGGUUCCAACAUGGUGUC